AUGUACAUCCCUAAGUCAGCCGCGGGUGAAAUCGCCGGCGCGCCUAAGUCCCCACCGCAAGGGGGCGGGCUAGCGGGCGCGCGCAUGAAUCCGCCGGCGCUGGCGCGCUGAGGCAGUCGCGCGCGUCUAAGUCCCCACCGCCGGGGGCGGGCUAGCAAGUGCGCGCAACGACCGAGGCGCCCCUGUCGAGCUGAGAGUGGACUCUUCACAUUAGGCGCGCGGAGCGAACCGGGCGCGGACUUAGGCGCGCGGAGUGAGCCGGGCGCCCCGGCCCAGGACUUAGGCGCGCGAAGCGAGCCUGGGACUUAGGCGCGCGGAGCGAGCCUGGGCCAUUGGCUCAGCCCCAGGCUCGCUGGCUGUGGACUUGGGGCGCGCGGGUCUCUUAUUGUUAGCUUCCUAUUCAUCACUCUUGGCUAUAACUACAUCGCUGACGUAGUAGAGUUGAUCGAAUAGGUAUGUUGAAAUGCAUUGAUCACUCUUGGCUAUAACUACAUCGCUGACGUAGUAGAGUUGAUCGAAUACCUGUUGAUUGCGCCUUCGGGCCCUGGGGUCACGGUUACGACGCAGGCUCUCCCGGUUCCCCUCAUCUGGCCGAGAACAUUAUGGACGCCGUCGAUUGGUCUAUCGGCCGCCUCUCUCCUCCCAUCGCUGUCAAUCGAGUUCACGCUAUUGCUACGGCCCCUGCCAACGACCCGCCCAUUCCGGUCCAUGCCGACGCCGACGAACUCGAUUUGUUGGGAGUUGCCACCGAUGAUGUCAACGACACCCCUGUAGUCCAUCGGCCGCCUGAUCCACUGCCCCAACCCUUCCUCGACACCGUCAUCCGAGCAUACGCCAACGAUUCGCAAGCCCAGGUCAUCAUUAUGAGAUGA
Molecule: messenger RNA, 872 nt
Organism: Microbotryum saponariae
Lineage: Eukaryota; Fungi; Basidiomycota; Microbotryomycetes; Microbotryales; Microbotryaceae
Source: the annotation of a GenBank genome assembly